This is a messenger RNA of Cryptomeria japonica (Japanese cedar), 1137 nucleotides long. Its product is annotated as alpha carbonic anhydrase 7. The coding region runs from base 144 to 965 and encodes 273 amino acids. The record is from RefSeq and is a predicted model, not a curated record. Gene Ontology annotation, molecular function: zinc ion binding; carbonate dehydratase activity. Lineage: Eukaryota; Viridiplantae; Streptophyta; Pinopsida; Cupressales; Cupressaceae. The transcript has 7 exons.
GUUCUUUUGUGAGACUUGUUCUCAUAAGAAAUAACCAAAAAAAAUUGUGAUUUUCAAAGUCUGUCACACCAAUUAUAUGUAUAUUAGACUCCGAUUCCCUUGGUUGUCCUAACAUUUUAUUUCAGGUUGAAUAUUCGUACAGCAUGGCACGACCUGUAAUGAGAAACGUACUGCUUUUGCUGGGGUUAUUGCUCUGCAUCGCCGGGGUUCGAACUCAGGAAGUCGAGGAUGAGAGGGAAUUUACGUACAUAGUGGGUGAGGAGACAGGGCCAGAUCACUGGGGAGAGUUGCAUGAAGAAUGGAGUGCCUGUGGAAAUGGGCGGCAGCAAUCUCCCAUUGAUGUGGUGAAGGAGCAAGCUAAAAUAUAUCCUGAUCUGGGCCAACUGCGCAGGAUUUAUCGCCCUGCAAAUGCAACCCUCGUCAACAGAGGCCAUGAUAUUAUGUUGAAGUGGCCUACAGGAGCUGGUAGUAUUGAGAUAGAGGGGAGAAGAUAUCAACUUAAUCAAUGCCAUUGGCACUCCCCAGCUGAGCAUACUGUAAAUGGCAAAAGGUAUCCUCUAGAAAUGCAUCUUGUACAUGAAUCAGAGGACAACAAAAUUGCAGUUGUUGGAAUUCUUUACACUUAUGGAAGGCCUGAUACCUUUCUUGCAGAGUUAAUGGAUGAAAUUGCCUCCAUUUCUGAUAUGGAGCCUCCAGAAGAAGCCCUUGGUAUAGUUAAUCCCUGGCACAUCAAAGUGGGCAGUAGGAAGUAUUAUCGUUACAAUGGAUCUCUCACCACUCCACCUUGUACAGAGGGAGUCACUUGGAACAUCGUCCACAAGGUGAGGACUGUAUCACGGGAACAAGUUAGAGCUCUGCAUGAAGCGAUACAUGAUGAACAUGAAAAGAAUGCACGACCCAUCCAAUCCACAAAUGGAAGAAUAGUGAAGAUGUACAAGCCUAAUGGCAAUCCUCAAUUGCAUUAAACUUGCACGGGUAGAAUUAUAUGAAAGGAGAAAAUAACAUUAGAUGAAAUUCUUUAUUUAUAUAGAUUGUUGAAUGUUAUCUCAUCAAUUUUGUUUUCUUCCAACAAUUUUGUAUUAUUUUUUAAAUGAAAUAUAUGAAAAAUAAAAAUCAUAAUACUAUUAUUUUAUCUUA